UCGCCUGAUCGGCAUAUCACAGUUUAGCUGUGGAUAUCGCUAAUAAAUCAGCACUGAAGACUGAACUACAGUCGAGGGGAAUUGUUCAACCCGCCUAGGAUGUACCAUUCGAAAGUCAAGGUAGUCCGAGCCGCCCGAAGGCAUACCUCUACUCCAAGCAGGAGUCUGGAGAACAUCGAGGCGGUCUGGUGCAAGAUCAGAGCGGACUCGUUACCAAACCUCGAAGAGAGAAGACCGGAGCCGGUGAAGGUGAUGCACCCCGCGGAGAACGGCUGCCCUGGCCGCGGCAGUAGGAAAAGGGGGUUCAAGCCCCCGGAUGUGAGGACCAUAUUCUCCUCCAGUGAGAGAGAUUCCCAGAUGAGGGGGGAGGGACACACCUUCUACCUUGGUCUUUCGGGCGCAUGGUGCGAUGUUUGCCGCGUAUACAUCCUCCACUUCUCCCUGAUGUGUUCAGGGUGUAAGUAUACGUGUCACCCAGAGUGUCGGGAGCGAGUGUCAUUGGACUGUCACCCCGGCGGUCCUGUUGCCGUUGACACCCCCCUCAGCCAGGACCACCUUAACAACAACACACCGGCCAUUGAUGUGGAGCAGGAAAGGGAGUUACGGACUCAUCUCAGCAGAGAGGAGAUCAGACAGAAGGUCGAGCUGUACAACUCCUCCUCCAAGGACCACCUCAAAAUGACCCUGAACCCCAGUGGUGUGUAUACAGGGUUCAUUAAGGUGCAGUUGGAGCUGAGGAGACCCGUCACAGUACGAGGGGGCCAGGGAGGAGAGGAAGCCUUCUACCUCCCCCAGGGGGCGAUUAACACUCUUCACAUCAGCUCCAACAACACCGUACGACAGGUGAUUCAGGCCCUGUUGACCAAGUUCACCGUAGCUGACAACCCUGCUAAAUAUGCCCUGUACAAACGCUGCCGCAGGGAUGAGCAAGAGUACAUGUGUAAGCUGUCGGAGGGAGAGCAUCCGUUGUUCCUGCGUCUGCUAGCAGGUCCCAACACCGACAGGCUGGGCUUUGUCCUGAGAGAACAGCAGACUGGCGAGGUCAUGUGGGAAGCGUUCUCCAUCGCAGAGUUGAGUAACUUCCUAAGGAUGCUGGAGAAGGAGGAGACUGAGCGGGUGUGUUCUGUGACGCGUCGCUACGACAACUACAGACUCAAACUGCAGGAGGCCAUGAGAGCAGCAGGGGGGCCGGGGUAACUACUAUCCCCGGAGGAGAGAGGGCUGGGAACCAGAAUCCAGUCUAAGGGACACUGAGGGGGAAACUGGUCCAACCUGAUUCAGAAACUGGAAAGAGCUGGAAUAAACUCUAGAUUUUACCUGUGGACCCUAUGUGCAAUACACUAGAUGGACACUAGAGGGCAUCUGUGGUUCCACUGCGUUCAGCCUGGACUUGGCAUUAAGCACUCAAGAGACUAGCUCCAUGUCUUUACUGAGUAGGCCUACACCCCUGUGUGCCAUAUCCACUCUUCUGUUCACUCUUUUUAUCCUUCUGGUUAUUGCCAUUUUUUAUUUUUUUAGAAUGACCUUUUUGAACACGUGAAUGAUUCAAACCCCCGAAUAUUUGAAUCCAUUUAUUUUGCAUUUUUAUUUAAUUGGUGGAUGCAAGGGUUUGUACAUAUUGUCGUUUUUAAUUUAUGUGGGUGAAGCUUUGUUCUGUUUCUUUGCAGAAAUGGUUUUAUUGUGUUCUAUGAAGGCGUGGCAGCAAUCCAACCCCCAAAGGGCCCGACUCGUGUGCUCACUGAUUUCUCUCACCGGGGUUAAUGCACAGAAAACAUAUCAGCAACAUAAAGGCUAGACUGGUUUAUCAUGGAAAGGACACGGUCUUGGAUGAAAUAGAAACUAGAAAAGGCAAAUGAUACAAACCAGAAUAAGAGUGGUGUAUUUAAACUGAAGGUUGUGAUGGUCUUGAAAGGAGAAGCAUAUUUGGUGCAGUUUUUAGUCUGACAGUCACAAGCUGUUUGGGGUUUAGAGGUCAGGAUGGAAAUGUGACCGCUUGUGACCAGACUGAAAGUGGAGUUUGAGCUGACCGCUCACAUUUGACCUCUGGACGGAGACUAGUUGUAUCAGAGGAGAAGAGGUUAGCGCUGUGAGAAUGGAAAGAUUUUUAGGAAGUUGACUAAUGGUUUUAGAGGAAGUAGAUAAGUAAGACUGUAAAAAAACAACAAAUGAAAUGGAUGUGACAAACAAGAGUUUUUGGAGUUCCAUGUUAAAAGAGAUUUUCUAUGCUGAGAAAGUUCAGGGCCUCUUGGAGCCAGCGCCAGGCCAGUGGCCACAGAUAACAUGGUCAUGAAUCGCAGCAAAGGACAAUGGCUAUAUUUCUGUUCCUCUGGUAGUCAUUGAACAUGGCUACAUCUGUCCUAUUCUGCUUCAGGGCUGGUAGGAUAAAGUCAGUUUAUUGUAGAGGUGACGUCACAUGGCCAUGUGUUCAGUGUCCUAGACUAGGAGAAAGCGGCUAGAACCUGUUGCUUUGAAGUUCUCGCAUUUUGCCUCCCUGUCCGUCUCUCUCUCUCAGUACUGUAUUUACAUCUACCAGGGUUGUAUCGAUUUUCUGGUAGUUACAGGAGAGGUCAUUUGAACAGAGACUGUACUUUGGAAUAGAUGGACAAUGAAUUGAAUGGACAGAGCAACGAGUGAGCGCAUUUUGGGCCAUCAACCCUCGGCACAGUAUCAAAACACACUGACCAAAUGCAAGAAUAUAUGUUGAUUUGGCAUGUUUAAAAGCCUUGUUUAUCUGCAAGUACUAUAUGACGUUUUUUCUGAUGGUACUGCAUUAGUUGCCAUGUUUAUCUCUAGAAAGAGUAGUGGUGUGGUUCUAUAGCCCCACCUUAUGGAUAAAUGCUGUAACUGUGUCCUCUCGGUCUGCCUGUUGGUGAUAUGUGCUGUUGCUUAUGUUUUCAUGUUCUAUAACCAAAGCUAUUAUAAAAUGUUUGGAUUUAUUUUAGGUUUUGCCUGAUGCUCCUAGAGGCCUCAAAUUAAGGGAACAUUUUAUAGCUAGAGUUUUUAUUAUAAGGGGUUACACACCCAGAACUUAAUUUACGUUUAAACACUGGGUUAAUGGAAUUAGAUAUGGUAAAAUCUAUAACUUUUUUUAUCCUAAAGCCAUUUUCUUUGCAAUCCUUGCUAGAUGGUGUUGCAAAGCACAGUGUUACAUUGACAGAUACCACUGGCCCUGUGUUAGUUAAAGGUCUGCACAUUUCAGCAUCAGGGCUUUGAAUCAGACAAGUUAAUAUCUAUCUACAGAGCUUCUAUCGGACCAGUUUACGAUCUACUGAAGCUUCUGGGCACUUUACCUUUUAAUUCAGGGAUUUUUCUUUACCUUCUCCAUUUACCAGAUGCCAGAUGCCAAUCUUCCACUAUUAUAAUUCUACACAAUGUUUCAUAAUUAGGCCUUAUUGAAAUGAGUGGCUUUUAUGAAAGAUGUAAGGUGUUUGUACCAUCUCCUGUAUGAUUUGUUAGACUGUGAAAGUUGGUUUAUCUUCAAUUUGUAUCAUGGGCAGCGCUCUCUGGUUAGCUUUGUUAAGUGGGAUGUAGGAGGACGACUGCUAAAGUAACCCAUAUAAAUAUACUAUAAAGCAUGCAUCAUCUACACCUAAUGCAUAUAGGUCUACUAUGUGGCUCUUGGGAACCAGAGGCCAGUACUGUUGAACUUGGAAAUGUAUGAAAGUUUUUAUAGAUAAACAUAAACUAGUUAGAUGCAUAACUGUUAUUUGCCAAAGAUUGCUAGCCCCCCUGUCUCUUCAGCUAUGCCCUAAUGUUCGACGCUGCAGUGCUAUAUGCAGCGACUGUAAGAUCUAUACCUGGAAUGAUUCUGCUGACAGUGUUAGUGAUGGUUCAGUACCAGGAUGUGGAUGAACACAGCAGCUGUGGGCUCAGCUUGGAGGAGACGGGAUUGAACCGACAUGUUAUAAUGACAAAAAAUGUUGCUAUAUUCUAUUUAUAUUAUUGAUGAUGCAGAUUUAUUUUUGUAGGUAACUUUCUUUUUUUUUUCUUUUUUUGCAUUGUUACCAAAUGUGGCCUUCUCUAAAGGACUGAAUUCAUCUAUUAAAGUUUUAAAUUGUACCAAAAA
Messenger RNA from Oncorhynchus gorbuscha (pink salmon), 4066 nucleotides. RefSeq names its product ras association domain-containing protein 3-like. Bases 100 to 1197 code for a protein of 365 amino acids. Gene Ontology annotation, biological process: signal transduction. The record is from RefSeq and is a predicted model, not a curated record. The transcript is spliced from 7 exons. NCBI's taxonomy places the organism in Eukaryota, Metazoa, Chordata, Actinopteri, Salmoniformes, Salmonidae. Gene Ontology annotation, cellular component: cytoplasm.